Somion occarium is the source of this 2208-nucleotide messenger RNA. The record is from the annotation of a GenBank genome assembly. NCBI's taxonomy places the organism in Eukaryota, Fungi, Basidiomycota, Agaricomycetes, Polyporales, Cerrenaceae.
CACGACUCUGAGUGGACUUCAACUUGGAUCUGAUCUCAGACUGCGGUUAACAUCAAACCCUAAGACCUAGUUAACGACCCUUCGGUCUUUGUUUUCUUCUCCGAGUUGGCCCAGCAAAUGCGAGGACACGGACAUCUUUACUGCCAGCGAGAACUCGUCAACGCCACAGCGGCUUUGUCCUGCAAACACCGGAUACUUCAUUUUUUUUCAUUUGAAAUCAACUUUACCGCCUUUUUAUGGAACUAGGUUAGGUUCGUCCUGUAUGUUACCAAGAGCUAAUCUAGGAACCUAUGGGGAUGCUCGAUGCACGUGAUCUUUACCAAUACAACUCUUCACCGUGCAUGGCCUCAGAGCCUGUACAACUUGCCGUCUGUAUAGAAUUCUGGAUCUAUUGAUGGUAUCAGCCACAGGUUUUGUAUCUUUUCAUGGAACGCAGAAUGAGAGAAUAAGAUAUAAAAGGCCAUUUGGUGUGUAUCUCGAACUCAAACUAUUCGAGAUCUAGCCAUACAGUGUGUAGACAUCCUUUUCGCAAGAAUACCACGAUACCAUGCUCACGGCUGCUACCAUCGGUAUUCUCCUAACCUUCAUCUUCCUUGCGAGUAGUCUAGGACUCAAGCAGGAUAAGCUGUCCGCAAAAACCGCCCCUACCAUCCAUUCAUUUGUCCCCUGGCUGGGCAGCUUCUUUGAGUUCUGUUGGGAUGCACAAGGUUUUCUCCGAAAGUGGCGGUUCAAACUCGGGCCUAUAUAUCGAGUACACAUCGUUGGGCGAGAAUUUGUUGUGGUGUCUCACGCUGAGGGAAUAGCGCACGUUAUGCGCGACCCACAGAAGAGUCUCACUAACGAUUUCAAUACGACAAUUCUGGAGGCUGCAGGUGAUAUCAUACCGCAGCAUUUCGACCAGGUGCUGUUCGGGAAACUAGCAUCCCUUGCCCUACGGACCUUCUCCAACCGAAAUGUUCCCCGCCUCGCACCGGUUUUCAAUCGACAACUCUUGCGUAAUUUCAAUUCUUUCUCGUCUAGCGGCGGGAGAGAGCGCGUAUCACUCACGAACUUCAUUGGCCAAAGCUUGUACAAUUCGGUUUGUAUGUCGCUUUGGGGACCACAUUUUCCUAUCGACAGCUUUGCCGAUUUUCAGCUCAUCGAUUCCAACAUAUCACGCCUCCUUUCGCCUAUGCUCUUUCCACCGAGGAAGGCUGUACAAGCGCGAAAAUCCCUAAAGGCGGAGUUGGGAAAAUAUCUUCAACGAGCCAGCUUCGGUGACAAGGAUGAGGUCGAAGAGGACGUUUACGGAGCGACAGAGAUCGUCGAGAUUAUUCGCAGCUCAAAUCUCCCCUCCUCUGAUCAGCAGGGUGUCUUCCUUGGCUUUAUGUUCGCGCUUCACUCCAACUCCAUUCGGAUGUCCACGUGGUUCAUGACCUACCUCUUGUGCGACACAAGUGUCUGGGCAAGGCUGCGUGAUGAGGUUGAUCUUGCAAUCGGUACCGAGUUUGAAUCCCUUGAGGCCCUCCUCUCUGCCCCGCCUCAUCGCAUCGGAGGCGACACACUCCCGUUACUUGACUCAGCGCUGAAAGAGGCGUUACGUCUGUCAGUGGCGGCGGUGUUGAUGCGGAGGGUCACACAAAAUUGCGAGCUCCCUGUCAAUGACAUAGACUCCGUGAAGGUGACCGAAGGGGAGUAUAUCUUUGCCAAUGGUUGUGCGAUCAACAUGGAGGAUGAUGUGUUUGAAGAUGCUUGUUCAUUCCGCGUUGACAGGUUUCUGAAAAAUGAAAGCCACAAAUCCGCUCCCGUUUCCGCCUUUGGUGGAGGGGCGCACAUGUGCAAAGGUCGCGACUUCGCUAUGUACGAGAUGAAAAUGUUUGCCAUCUUGUGCCUCAAACUCUUGGACAUUUCGAUUGAGAACCCGGAUGGCUCCUCCGCAGAAGGACAGUCUCCGAAAGCAGACUAUGUCUACCCCACGCCUGUGUUCUUCCCUAAGGAGCUAUUUGUUCGUAUUCAGAAACGCCGUGAUUCGACAGCUUAGACACUGUACUAGCCUAAGUACUAACUACAUAGAGUCAACUCGUACCUAAUAGAUAGACGAAUGUGGAUGAGAUUCUCAUCGAUGGCCGCACCUUAUGUAGACUACUUCAACCCCGAGAGAGAACGUAUUUACUUACCUAGACUACUACUUUAUCAUAUAGAACUUCAGUGUUUGUAGGACGACCAAUC